This is a messenger RNA of Spodoptera litura, 1730 nucleotides long. RefSeq names its product Derlin 2 (gene Der-2). The record is from RefSeq and is a predicted model, not a curated record. Lineage: Eukaryota; Metazoa; Arthropoda; Insecta; Lepidoptera; Noctuidae.
ACAACUGUCAUUAUCUGAUCUUUGUUUCUGUCAAAUUUUGCUCGAUAUUUGUAGAUUUUAUGAUAUUAUUCAAGUAAUUCUUGUUUAAUUUAAGAACGGAUGAUUGUAUAAUAAUAAUAUCUAUAACUCCUUGAAAUUUAAUACAUUUGAAGACUAAAUGAAGGUUACUUCGUAGUUCACCUAACUGUAAUCAACACAUCCUAUUGUGGACAAUUAUUUGAUUCUGAUGUGGCCCAAUCAUGUCGAGUCGAACUGUGACUUCGUUAUCUUAGCUAAUUUUCUUUUGUAUGUUAAAGUGUAGUGGUAAAACUAAGUCUGAACUAUAAAAUGGCGUACCAAACGCUACUCCAAGAAUAUAUGCUCAUACCCCCAGUCACCAGAGCAUACACUACAGCUUGUGUUGUCACUACAUUAGCUGUUCAAUUGGAUCUAGUAUCACCAUUUCAAUUAUAUUUUAACCCUAAUCUAAUAUUAAGGAAAUAUCAACUAUGGAGGCUAAUAAGUACAUUCCUCUUUUUUGGAAAUUUAGGAUUCAACUUUUUCUUCAAUAUGAUAUUUACCUACAGAUACUGUAGAAUGCUUGAAGAGGGCUCUUUCAGAGGAAGAACUGCAGACUUUGUUGUAAUGUUUGUGUUUGGCGGAGUCCUCAUGAUUAUAGGUGCUUUCUUCGUGAAUUUAUUAUUUUUAGGACAAGCAUUUACCAUUAUGAUUGUGUAUGUAUGGUCUCGUAGAAAUGUCUUUGUGAGAAUGAACUUCUUUGGCCUGAUGAACUUCCAGGCUCCUUACCUUCCUUGGGUGUUACUGGGCUUCUCAGUUUUACUUGGUAAUGCAAUAUCAGUAGACUUAGUUGGAAUGGCUAUUGGCCACAUAUAUUUCUUUAUGGAAGAUGUACUACCAAGACAAAAUGGGGGUCAAAAAAUAUUAAAGACACCAAAGUUUUUGAAAAAGCUUUUUGAUCCUGCUCCUGAACCAGAUUAUGGCACACUUCCAGAUCUUGAUCACCUAAGACCAGGUGGAUUUGACUGGCGUCGUCGUAAUGAUGAAGAUGAAGCCAGAUAAGUUAGUUGGUUAGAACAUCCAAUACACGCCAAAUAUAAUAAUUUAAGAAUAUUAUGUUUCAUGAUUUCUUCUCUCUUUCUGUUAUUUAUGUUUACCUAUUAAUUUCUUCAAAACCUAAUUCUAUAGGAGAAGCAAAGGACUUUGGUUGAAAAGAUAUAUUUUUAUAUUUCUAGAAAGUAAUUCAAUAUCAAAUUAUCUAGGUACUAUGUAAUCUUGUUUUCUUUCAAGUAAUUCGCAAUAGUUUUAAUUUGUAAUGGUUUAGGCGCCAAUGUUAUUGUACUAACUUAAUUUGCCGUUUACCUCUAAGAAGAAGAUAAGUAGAAUAUGGCAACACUAUUUAGUUAUUUAAUAUAACAGUACCUGGCAGUACUAGUAUUUGUGAUUACAUUUAGAAAUCUGUCCACUGAAGAUGAUUUACUGGAAAAGAAAUAUUUCGUUCUAACAAUGGUAAAAUUAAAUUAAUAUUAUCUGGAUUGUACGUCAGUGUGUAUAAUAGAUGGCGCCCUUGUUGUCGUGGGUAACAAUGAUAGAGUGAACACACUGUAUGACUUGUACAAAGUAAAUGCAUCGUGAUUACAUUUACGUCAUAGUGGUGAAUCGAUAAUGUAUUUUGUGUAAAAAAGUUUAUUGAUAAGGGUCUGUUAUUUGUGAAUACAAACUAUUGAUAAAUA